AGCCAUAACUAUAUGUUAAGGAUUUGUUUUAUAUUAGGUGUAGUUAUAUUUUGUAUAAAUGUAUAUUUCUGUGUUUUAUUUUAUAUAACGUGACUUUUAAGUGUUGCGAAGGCGGAGCUAAUAGGAAGUAGAAUUACGAAGAAGAUAAGUUGGUGCUGGACAGUCUUUUGACCGUGAAAAAGUGGAAUAGAAUAAUUUGAAACUGGAAUAAGUAUUUGUUUUUUGAAUAAGUUUGUUUUUCAUAUUUCGUGUUCUGACUACAAGAAAAGUAAACAGUUAAGCAACGAUUCACGCGUCAAAUCCUUUGUGCAUCAACAAUGUGGAAAUGGUGAAUAAAGAAUUUUAGAUUGGAUCGCCAUUACAUUUAGUCAAAAGACUACUUCACAUUGGAAUUGCGUGAAGCUAUAACAGGAUUUCUGGAAAUGGAACAUUAUAGAUGCGGUGGAAGCGAAGCAAAAAGUGGAUGACGACGGACGAAAGUGAAAGCAAAGAAGAGUCAGAAGAAAUUGCUGACCCAGAUAAAGAUGGCCAGAAGAGGGAGCCCAAGUACACGCAAAAGGCACUGGAGGAGCGUUUGAAUAGGCUCGUCAAUUUAAGAAAGUCAAAAAUGGCUCAAAUUACCAUACAAAUGAAAGAAAUUGACAAGUUAAAAGAAAAUGAUGAAAAUGUGGAAAAAAUUAAACAAGAAGUUCUUUCUACUCUUACUAAAUUGUAUCAGGAGUUCAUGGAGUUAAAUGAAAAGCUACAAGAGCUUUUGCAGGAUGAGGAAAAGGAGGAUGAUCAGCGAAUCUGGUUUGAGCCCAAAUCAUCAAACAUCAGAGAUUUUAUUCUUACUACUGAACAGUGGAUUGAACAUGUAAGGAAUGCAAGUGCUGCUAAAAAUAAGGAAAUUUCUCCAAGUGAUAGUGUUUCUGAAGUGGCUUCUGUUGUGAGAAAAAAGAGUAGAACAGGUUCAUUAGUUGGACGUAGUUCUGUUGCCUCAUCAAACACCAGUUCAAGUUCAAUGUUGAGAAUGAAAGCAGAGGCAGAGAAAGCUGCCCUGUUAGCUAAAGCUGCUGCUUUAAAAAAGAAACAAGCCUUACAGAUAGAAGAAGUAAACCUAAAAAGUAGGUUGGAACAAUUAGAACUGCAGACAGCAAUUGCAAUUUCUAAUGCAAAACUGAAAGUGUAUGAGGAACAUGAAAGUUCUGGUGGAUCAGUGCAAGGAUGUGUACAACCAAAACAAGUAAUACAAGAAAGAAAGUCAGAAUUUAAAAAAGAUCCUGAUGAUGAUGACAGAUAUGAUGUUACAUCUGCAACAAAAGGAGAUCAAACACCUACUACCAAUCAACUUCGACUGCACACUAGUGUUGCUUCAAAUUUUCCAAAAUCUGAAAAUACAGAGGAUAAUUUGUUUCAAAUAAUGAAAAGACAAAAUGAAAUCACACAAAUGCUGGUAAAACAACAAAAUCUUUCACAACUACCUCAAAGAGAUGUUCCAGUCUUUCGUGGUGAUCCUCUUGACUUCAUAGCAUUUAUGCGAGCCUUUGACAAUAGCAUAGACAGCAAAACAGAGAAUGCUAAAGACAAACUGUUUUAUUUGGAACAAUAUACUUGUGGUGAGCCCCAAGACUUGGUAAGGAGUUGCGGACAUAUGAGUGUAGAAAAUGGAUACAAGGAAGCAAGAAGAUUGUUGCAACAUCAUUACGGUGAUGAACUCAAAAUAGCCUCAGCAUACAUUGAGAAAGCACUGAAAUGGCCUCAAAUCAAAUAUGAAGAUGGGAAGAUGCUAAGUGCAUAUGCUCUUUUCUUAAUUGGAUGUCACAACACAAUGCAGGAUGUAGAUUAUAUGGCUGAGAUGGACAACCCUACCAACAUGAGGGUUAUUAUAUCCAAACUUCCCUACAAAAUGAAAGAAAAUUGGAGAAACGUGGCAUAUGAUAUCCAUGAAAAGACAGGUAGAAGAGCAAGAUUUGGAGACUUAGUGCAAUAUAUCGACCGUCAAGCCAAAGUGAAAAAUGACCCAUUGUUUGGAGAUCUCCAUGAGCUAGCAAGUGCUGACAUGAGCAAGAAAAGCAAAGCUUCUGACUUUAAACAAAAACAUGUUGCAACCAAGGGAAGUAGUUUUGUUACAAGUGCUUGUAUUGAAACAAAAAGAGAUAAGGAGACAAAUAGAGUAAGAAAACCUCAAGUUGACAAAGCAGAUCAGGCCACAUGUAUUUUCUGUCAGAGGAAUCAUGCCUUAAAUUCUUGCUUCAAGUUUAAAGAACAAGUACACAAGGACAAAAUUGAGUUUUUGAAAAUGAAAGGACUGUGUUUUGGAUGUCUCACACAAGGACACUUAAGCAAAGAUUGCAAGAAAAGGCUUACUUGUCAAGAAUGUUCCAAGAUGCACCCAAGCAUUUUGCACAUUACAAAUGAAAACAGUUUCCCAUCUGGCAAUUCUGAGGAGAACAAAACUAGCACAAGAACCACUUCCACAGAACAUGAGACUUGUGGAUACACUGGGGCCGGAAACGGCGAAUGCAUUCUUGCUAUAGUUCCAGUGAAGAUAAAAUCAAAGAAAAGUGACCAAACGGUAAAGACAUAUGCCUUCAUUGAUCAAGGAAGUUCGGCAACAUUUUGUACCGAGUCUUUAAUGAGAGAUCUGAAUUUGAAAGGCAGAAAGACGGAGAUUCUUCUUCGUACAAUGGGACAAGAAAAACCUGUACAUAGUCACAUUCUGUCAGACCUGGAAAUAAGCGGUUUGGAAAGUGAAAACUAUAUAGAACUGCCUAAAGUAUUUACUCAGAAAGAGAUUCCAGUAAAACAGGAAAAUAUCCCUCAACAACAGGACUUGGAAAAAUGGCCAUAUUUAAAACAAGUAAGGCUUCCUCAUCUCAAAGCGGAGGUAGGCCUGUUGAUUGGUGCUAAUGCACAUAGAGCUACAGAACCAUGGCAAAUAAUAAAUAGUGUAGGAAGCGGACCUUACGCUAUCAAGACAGCACUUGGAUGGAUAGUUAAUGGACCUUUGCGAACCGACGUGAAUGCAGAUUACGAACAGAACAGAACUCUAAAUUUCAGUGUGAACAGGAUUUCAGUAGCAGACAUCGAAACGCUGUUGGUAGAACAAUUCAAUGCUGACUUCCCAGAACGCAACUACAGCGACAAAACUGAAAUGUCACACAACGACCUGAGAUUUUUGCAGUCUGUUGAACAGUCAGUACAACUUAAGGAUGGACAUUACUAUAUUGCAUUACCCUUUAAGAGUCAUCCUGUCAAUAUGCCCAAUAACAAAUGCAUUGCAGAACAAAGAGCUAUUGGUCUAAAAAGAAAGCUCAGCAAGAAUCCAGACUUCCACAAAGACUAUAAGUCGUUCAUGGCAGACAUAAUUGAAAAGGACUAUGCUAAAAAAGUCCCUUCAGAACAACUGCAACGUGCAGACAGAGUGUGGUAUAUUCCACAUCAUGGGAUAUAUCACCCAAAAAAGAACAAAAUAAGAGUUGUUUUCGACUGCACUGCAACCUACCAAAACGUCUCUCUGAAUAACCAGCUGUUGCAGGGACCAGACCUGACUAACACUCUCAUUGGUGUUCUGAAUCGUUUCAGGCAAGAACCCAUUGCUAUUAUGGCAGACAUAGAGUCAAUGUUCUACCAAGUAAGAGUUCCAGACAAUGAUUCUGAUCUUUUGCGAUUUUUGUGGUGGCCUGAUGGGGAUCUUACUAAGCCUGUAGAGGAAUACAGAAUGAAGGUGCACCUGUUUGGAGCCACCUCAUCUCCCAGUUGUGCAUGCUUUGCACUGCGAAAGACCGCAAUUGACGGAAAAACAGAGGAAACAGCUGAAGCUGCCAACACCAUUCUAGAAAACUUCUACAUGGACGACUGCUUAAAAUCUGUCACCUCUGAGGAUGCAGCAAUCAAACUAUCACAAAGUUUGAAAUCUCUAUGCUCUAAAGGCGGAUUUCAUCUGAAUAAGUGGGUAAGCAAUAGUAGAGCAGUCCUGUUGUCAUUUCCAGAAGCAGAGAGAGCAAAAGAGAUUCGGGACUUGGAUUUCAACAAGAACAAUCUACCAGUUGAAAGAGCUUUAGGAGUACGUUGGUGCACAGAAUCUGAUACAUUCAAAUUCUUUAUAAAUGUACAAGACAGACCUGCAACAAGAAGAGGAAUGCUUUCAGUUGUGAACUCUAUAUACGAUCCCCUUGGUCUAGUAGCACCUUGUAUUCUUCCUGCAAAGCUCAUUCUGAGACAACUGUGCCAGGACAGGAUAGGAUGGGAUCAGAACAUGCCGGAGAAGCAGGCACUGAAAUGGGUUUCGUGGCAAAACGACAUACAACAGCUGUCAGACUUCAAAGUAAGCAGAUGCUUCAGGCCAGACAAUUUCGGACACAGUAAGUCUGCUCAGUUACAUCAUUUCGCAGAUGCGAGUGAAAAUGGAUACGGAACCGUUUCUUAUUUAGUACUCACCAAUGAACAGGAACAAAAGCACUGUACAUUAGUAAUGGCAAAAUCCAGAGUUGCGCCUCUGAAACAAAUUACAAUACCCAGAAUGGAGUUGACUGCAGCAGUCGUUGCAGCAAAAAUGGACCGAAUGCUAAAACAAGAGCUGCAGUUAAGUCUUAAAUGCUCUGUGUUUUGGACAGAUAGCCUUACAGUACUACAAUGUAUUGAGAAUGAAUCCUCAAGGUUUAAAACAUUUGUUGCCAAUCGGGUUUCGUUCAUCAGAGAAGCUUCUGAGCCCUCACAGUGGAGAUAUGUUAGCUCUUCACUGAACCCAGCAGACAUGGCAUCCAGAGGCAUAAAAGUGGAACACUUUAUGAAAAAGAAAGAUUGGAUACAAGGACCAGAGUUCAUUUGUAAACCUGAGAGUGAAUGGCCAUCGCGACCAGACAAAUCAUGUGCAAUAGAGGUUGAAUUGAAAAAGCCAGUUGUAGUUAACUGCAUCAGUGCUACAGGAAAAGCAAACCCUCUGGAUAAACUGAUUGAGUAUUAUUCAGACUGGUACAGAUUGAAGAGAGCAAUCGCAUGGAUGUUAAGGCUCAAGGAAAUCCUUUGGCGGCUAUCAAAAAAGAGGCACGAAAUGCAAGCUACCAUAAGGCAAACUGAAAAUGAUCCGAGCAAACAACAAGAUCGUUUGCAAACUCAAAUGCUCGAGCUGAAACGGACAUUGACCAAAGAAUCUAUUUCAGUUGAAGAUCUGGAAAAGGCAGAACUCAGUCUUAUUCGUUACAGUCAAAAACAAACAUUUCCUGAUGAUUUCAAGUGUUUGCAGAACAGCAAAGGUGUCAAAAGAAGUAGUCCUCUGUACAAACUGGACCCUGUGGUGCAAGAUGGUAUCCUCAGAGUAGGUGGUCGUUUGAAUAAGUCUGCAAUGCCAGAAUCUGCUAAGCAUCCAGCGAUUCUUGAUAGAAAGCAACAUAUAACUUCUUUGAUUCUGAAGGAUAUACAUAAAAACACAGGACACAGUGGGAGAAAUCAAAUGCUUGCAAAGCUUCGAUGUAAGUUUUGGGUCUCAUCUGCAAACACAGCCAUACGAAAGCUGAUUUCUAAAUGCACAGUAUGUAGAAGAGUAAAUGCCAAAGUCAACGAACAAAAAAUGGCUGAUUUACCAAGAGAUCGUCUGUUGCCAGAUAAUCCUCCCUUUACACAUACAGGUGUAGAUUAUUUUGGUCCUUUCUUCAUAAAACGUGGACGCAGCAUGAUCAAAAGGUAUGGAGUGUUGUUUACGUGUCUUACGGUAAGAGCAGUUCAUAUAGAAGUGGCAAACAGUCUGGAUACUUCAUCCUGCAUAAAUGCCAUUCGACGCUUCAUCUGCAGGAGAGGACAGGUGUGUACAAUUCGAUCUGACAAUGGCACAAACUUUAUUGGUGCUGAAAGAGAGCUUAAAGAAGCUAUUCAAGAACUGGAUCAGUCAAAAAUAGAGGAAGUACUUGUACAAAAAGGAAUAAAGUGGAUUUUUAAUACUCCAACCGCAUCACAUCAAGGAGGAGUGUGGGAGAGACAGAUUCGUUCAGUACGAAAGAUUCUGAAUUCCAUAUUGAAUCAACAGGUGUUGGAUGAUGAGGGACUGUACACAAUUUUGUGUGAAGUCGAAGCCAUCAUAAAUGAUCGUCCAAUUACGAAAGCAUCGGAUGACCCAAAUGACUUGGAGCCCUUGACCCCAAAUCAUCUCCUGCUUAUGAAAAAACAACCAGUCUUGCCGCCAGGAGUAUUUAUCAGACAGGAUUGUUAUUCACGCAGAAGAUGGAGGCAAAUUCAAUAUAUGGCAGACCUUUUUUGGUCUAGAUGGACUAAGGAGUAUCUGCCAUUGUUACAGGAGCGACAGAAGUGGCAGAAGUUGAAUAGAAACUUGAUGCCAGGAGACAUCGUUCUCAUUGUGGAUAAUUCUGCUCCAAGAAACUCCUGGAUUAUGGGAAGAAUCCUCAAUACCAUACCAGAUGCUUCUGGUGUUGUUCGGCGUGCUUGUGUUCAAACAAAAACUUGUCAAUUGGACAGACCAAUCACAAAACUCUGCUUACUGCAGGAAGCAGAAGGUUAAAGUUAGCAUAAAGACUGUGUAUAUAGGUUAUAUGGACAUUAUAAGUUCUUUAAGAUCUAUUUCAAAGAAAAGGAAUCAGGGUUAUGACUCUAUAAAAAAGGAAUAAUUGUUAUGCUACCGGCAUAGACAAUUAGGGGCCGGAGUGUUAGAGCCAUAACUAUAUGUUAAGGAUUUGUUUUAUAUUAGGUGUAGUUAUAUUUUGUAUAAAUGUAUAUUUCUGUGUUUUAUUUUAUAUAACGUGACUUUUAAGUGUUGCGAAGGCGGAGCUAAUAGGAAGUAGAAUUACGAAGAAGAUAAGUUGGUGCUGGACAGUCUUUUGACCGUGAAAAAGUGGAAUAGAAUAAUUUGAAACUGGAAUAAGUAUUUGUUUUUUGAAUAAGUUUGUUUUUCAUAUUUCGUGUUCUGACUACAAGAAAAGUAAACAGUUAAGCAACGA
Molecule: messenger RNA, 6929 nt
Organism: Paramisgurnus dabryanus
Lineage: Eukaryota; Metazoa; Chordata; Actinopteri; Cypriniformes; Cobitidae
Source: RefSeq, a predicted model, not a curated record